CCCGGGACCGCAUAGGUGUUGCCUGCCAGCCGCGCGGAAGCGCGCGCGGCGCCGGGGCUAUUGGCUCAACAUGGCUGAUUCGGUGAGGACGCGGGGCCGUCCCGUCGGAAGACCGUCCCGUCUCUGGACGGCUCGCGUCGUCCUCUUGGCCGUUUUUCUCAGCGACGCGGGUGUCGUCAUGGCAGCGCCGGAGACGGGGCGGUGGAGCGUUACAGUCGUCAAUACCUCAAGACCUUUGCUGUUAAGAAAAUCAAUGUAUAAAGACACGGACGUUAAACUGAAAGUUGUGUCUUUUGGCUGUCCGGAGGAGGUGACAUUCGUCAUUCACUGGUAUCUAAAAUACUACCCUUGUCACAACGAAUUCAAUAACGUUGAUGAAAUGUACGAGAGAACACCAUUAAGUCGUGGGGAGAGUCUGGACCCCAACCCUCUCGGACCAGGAGAGUACAUCGAACACAAAUACAAGCCCUUCACGUGUAACAGUGGACUGCGCUCCUUUGCCAUGCUUAACAGAGCCAAGGCAGAUCCACGUCCGGUGUUUCCACCUGUCAAGGGUGCAAUGCAAGAUGACAAUUACACCAGAUGGAUAACCGAGGAGUUUGACAGUUUGAACAUUAACAUAAAGAACAGCAGCAUGAUGCUGAAAGAUGAUGUCAUUGCGACCACAUGGAAGGACGGGCCCUACCUAUUAGUUGUCAAAAUUUUGUCAGAUAAACAGGAGGCCAAUUGGAAUUUAACAGUUAAUGUGGUGAUGAAAGGCACCCAUGGCUUCAUUUCUGUCACAGAAUGGCCCCUUAUGAUUUUCUACAUGGUGAUGUGCAUCGUGUAUAUCCUGUAUGCCCUGCUGUGGUUCCUCUGGGCAGCCUGCUACUGGAAAGACCUGCUGAGGAUCCAGUUCUGGAUAGCAGGCGUCAUCUUCCUUGGCAUGGUGGAGAAGGCUGUAUUCUGCGCCGAAUAUGAGAACACCAACACCGUCGGCUCUGCCUCCCCUGGCCUGUUGAUCUUUGCAGAGUUGGUCUCUGCCCUCAAGAGGACCUUGGCUCGGCUGCUUGUCAUCAUUGUCAGUCUGGGCUAUGGCAUUGUGAAGCCUCGACUGGGGUCCGUGAUGCACAGAGUGGUGGGCCUUGGUGUCCUUUACUUUGCCUUUGCUAGUAUUGAGGGUGUCCUGAGGAUUACCGGGGGUCGGGACGAUGGCCUAGCUCUCAUUACAGUCGUAGCUCUGGCUGUGUUUGACUCCUGCUCCAUGUGGUUCAUAUUUGUCAGCCUGGCACAAACCAUCAAGACACUAAAGCUGAGAAGAAAUCCUGUCAAGUUGUCUCUUUACAGGCACUUCACAAACACGUUGAUUUUUGCUGUGAUAGCUUCCAUAGUUUUCAUGGUGUGGACAACCAAAAAAUUCCGGCUAGCAGAUUGUCAGUCUGAUUGGAUCGAGUUGUGGGUAGACGAUGCCUUCUGGAGGUUCUUGUUUUCCAUCAUACUUCUUGUCAUCAUGUUUUUAUGGAGACCAUCUGCGAACAACCAAAGGUACGCAUUCACGCCAUUGAUAGACGACUCUGAUGAUGAGGAGAUUGAGGAGUUCCUUGCCUCUUCAAAUAUAGCUGACGGUAUAAAGCUGAGGGCGACUAAGAACGAGACGAACGGCUCGGUGAAGAUGGCGGCAGCAAACCCGGAUGAAGACUUGAAGUGGGUGGAAGAUAACAUUCCUAGCUCUCUAACAGAUGUAGCUCUUCCAGUCCUGCUGGACUCCGACGAGGAAAUCAUGACUACUAAAUAUGAGAUGUCAAAAAUGGAGUGACACAGACACUUCCCUGACCCCCCCACCCCCCCGCCAGUGGAGGAUGAAGGGAGAUUCCAGCAUGGAGGUGGGCUGACGUGGUGUCCCUCACCGCCAUGCUCAGCGGGUCUUUUUCCAGGUUAUUCCGACAAGGUGGCGUUUGGGCUCCGUUGAAUCUCCCAGCUGAGACUCUCUCGUGCAGCAAAUGAACGCAGGAUGGUGCAGGUUGGUGUUAAACCAGUUCUGGAGACCACAGCUCACGCUUCCAUCCCUUCAAGAACACUCCACCCUUCCCCAGCACCUCUCACCUGACAAUGUGUGUCCCUUUGCAAACACGUCCGGCUCGCCUCUCGUUCUCCACAGAAAGGAAAAGGAGAUGAUCCCUUCCAACCAAACCGCACAGUUUUCCCGAGCCAAUCAGUCUUGAGCUUUUGUUCCCAAAGAGAGUGCUUCAUUUUUAGUUUUUCGCGCCGUACUUGUUUUGUUUUGCUCGUGUGAACUAACCACACUGGGCCUCAUCGAUCAACCGUCUCAUAUUAAUGUGAAGAUCUUCUGAGGUCACAUUGCGCCCGACAGAGUUUACCUGCUGCAGGAGACGCAAGUGAAACGCCAUUCCAUAACCGUCACGAAUGGGUUUUUGAUUGAAGAGAAUCACAUAGGAGUUACACAUUGAGAAUUGAAAUGAUCGAGUCAGGUAAACUGUUAGUUUGACGAAGCAUUUUUAUUUAUAUAAUUAUUUUUUUGUAUAUAUUGGUCUUAAUUCUUUAUCCAAGCUGAUGCUUGGUUUGGUUGAGGUGUAGGAAAAAUGGGAAGCACGGCACUGUUGCUGUAAAAGAUGACACCAAAUUAAUGUUUGACAUCACACUGGGUCUCGUUUAUAUUAGUCUUACAUACUUUGCUCAUUAGAAAUGCAAAAAAAAAAAAAAUGUGUUUGAGGAAAACAAUUGAAGAGAUGCAGACGAUGUUUUGUCCCCCGACAAGCAUCAAGACAUGAACCAUCGGACUCCUCGGCUGUUGAAAUAUUACUCUUGCACACCCCCCCCCCCCCCCCAUUUUUCUCCCCAGUUGUAUCCGGCCAAUCACCCCACUCUUCUGAGCCGUCCCGGUCGCUGCUCCACCCACUCUGCCGAUCCGGGGAGGGCUGCAGACUACCACAUGCCUCCUCCAGUACAUGUGGAGUCGCCAGCCGCUUCUUUUCACCUGACAGUGAGGAGUUUCACCAGGGGGACGUAGCGUGUGGGAGCAUCACACUGCCCCCCCCCGAACAGGCACCCCGACCGACCAGAGGAGGCGCUGCGCUAAUGCAGCGACCGGGACACAUACCCACAUCCGGCUUUCCCACCCGCAGACACGGCCAAUUGUGUCUGUAGGGACGCCCGACCAAGUCGGAGGUAACACGGGGAUUCGAACCGGCGAUCCCCGUGUUGGUAGGCAACAGAAUAGGCCGCUACGCUACCCGGAUGCCCUUGCACACUUUUUACCAUCCAACCUGUGCCUAUGCAGUGUUCUGGUAUGAGGCCUAUUCCAUGAAGAUAACGGCUCCACAUGUCUGAGUGUUGUUUCUGCAGAGAUGAGAUGGCAUCAUUUGUGUCUCGGUGCCGACUACUCAGUUUCCUCAUGGAAGGGGUGUGUGUGUGUGUGUGUGUGUGUGUGUGUGCGUGUGAGAGCGACUGAGACUGCAUGGCUGCAUAAUUUAUACAGUUUGUUUGUACUCGUGUGAAUUAAAGUGUAGCUAAACUCGCAGACUGGCGAGGAGGCGUUCGGUUGAGGCCACGGUACUCUCGUUGUGAAUCUGCUGUACUGUACAUGUGCGCUGGCGUGGGGAGUCUUCUGUACCGUCUAGAGCAAUACGUGUCCUUUGACCUAUCGUGACCCCCCCCCCCUCCCGCUCUGCGUGCCCUGUUUCACAUCUCUGUUAUUUAUUUGUGUUGAAAGUGUACUUACAGUGUGUUACGGCCUUUGCUCGGUGCUUUUCACUCUGAGCAAGUGUAAAUUAAACAUGUGCUUCCCGUUCGUUUUGUCUUGGACUCAAAACGGACUCGCGGCGUGUUACGUGAACUUAAGUCUGUGGUCUUAUUGUCUUCAGACGCGUUGUCUCGAGUGCACAUCACCUGAACGGUUUUACAGCGUAAUUAUUGAGAUUUCCUUUCGGUUUAGUAUAACCCUAUAUGCACCGUGUCAGACAAAACUGGAAUAAUUGUGCUCGAGAUGGAAAGUGUUGGGGUUUUUUUUUCCUUUAUAUAAAACUACCGCCACCUGCCUUGGACCCAGAAUAUUUGUACAGAUGGGUUUUGGCUGAUCCCUGUGAUUUUCGUGAUUCCGCGGGCCGAGAGGUGUCUGGAUUAUGUGACAUGCUUUUUCUUUUUUUCCGGGUGCUCGGCUGUAAAACCACGUUUCAAGUUUUUCAACCCAGAGCAAUAUACCUGUCCUCAGUUUCCCCCCUCAGAUUAAGACGUCCCUCCGAGACAGACGAGCCGCAUUUUUCUGAUCUAUGAGUCCGGUAAUGA
This is a messenger RNA of Lampris incognitus (smalleye Pacific opah), 4281 nucleotides long. RefSeq names its product transmembrane protein 87B (gene tmem87b). NCBI's taxonomy places the organism in Eukaryota, Metazoa, Chordata, Actinopteri, Lampriformes, Lampridae. Gene Ontology annotation, cellular component: Golgi apparatus; membrane. Gene Ontology annotation, biological process: retrograde transport, endosome to Golgi. The record is from RefSeq and is a predicted model, not a curated record. The transcript has 19 exons. Bases 71 to 1795 code for a protein of 574 amino acids.